Apaloderma vittatum (bar-tailed trogon) is the source of this 4259-nucleotide messenger RNA. It is a transcript of the gene RAB3GAP2, whose product is annotated as RAB3 GTPase activating protein subunit 2 (non-catalytic). Lineage: Eukaryota; Metazoa; Chordata; Aves; Trogoniformes; Trogonidae. The annotation marks the transcript as partial. Gene Ontology annotation, biological process: regulation of GTPase activity. The record is from RefSeq and is a predicted model, not a curated record. The transcript is spliced from 35 exons.
ACUCGGAAGUUUGCAGUUUUGUCGCUAAGAGUGUGCAGUUGGCUGAAGAUAGUCUAGUAAAGUUGUCAAAGAUAAUGAAUCUUACAGUCCGAACUUGUGGACCAGAUUUCUGCUGUGUGAGGCACUGCACAGCAAAAGCUGAGCUGUCCGGCGUAGAAGCUGUAUCCUCAACAGAGAGGAAGGACCAACAGCAGGCAGCACAGGGAAAUGAAAUGCCAGCCUGCAAAUCAACAAGCUGGGAAGAUGGUGACUGGGGAACCUGGGAUGAAGCAGAAUUACAAGAACCUGAAGAAGAGGAAUCUAAUUCUAAGAACCAGAGAAAUUACUGGCUUCAGGACUGUGUGUUGUCCUUGUCACCAACAAAUGACCUGAUGGUAAUAGCUAAUGAACAGAAAGCAGUCUUCUUAGUGUCUAAAUGGAAGCACAGUGACAAAGGAAAAGAGGAGAUGCAAUAUACUGUUGGCUGGAGUGGCUCUCUCAAUGUUGAAGAAGGUGAAUGUGUGAGUAGCGUAUUGUGUAUCCCAUUGGCAAGUCAGAAGAGGAGUUCCACAGGGCGUCCUGACUGGACCUGCAUUGUGGUUGGCUUCACCUCUGGCUAUGUUCGUUUUUACACUGAGAGUGGAGUACUGCUUCUUGCACAGCUUUUAAAUGAAGAUCCUGUCCUACAGCUUAAGUGCAGAACCUAUGAAAUUCCCAGACAUCCUGGUGUCACAGAACAGAAUGAAGAGCUAAGUAUCUUGUACCCAGCAGCAAUUGUGACAAUUGAUGGUUUCAGCCUCUUUCAGUCUCUUCGUGCGUGUCGCAAUCAGGUAGCAAGAGCUGCAGCAUCUGGCAAUGAGAAUGUUCAACCUCCACCAUUAGCUUAUAAGAAAUGGGGUUUGCAAGAUGUGGAUACGAUUGUUGACCAUGCUAGUAUUGGCAUCAUGACACUGUCUCCUUUUGAUCAAAUGAAGACUGCCUCCAAUAUAGGUGGAUAUAAUGCAGCUAUAAAAAACAGCCCACCUGCUAUGUCUCAGUAUGUUACUGUUGGAUCCAAUCCUUUCACUGGUUUCUUUUUUGCCCUCGAGGGUAGCUCACAGCCACUGUUGUCUCAUGUUGCCUUAGCAGUUGCAAGUAAACUGACUUCAGCAUUAUUUAAUGCUGCCAGUGGCUGGCUUGGUUGGAAAAGUAAACAUGAAGAAGAACCUGCCCAAAAACAGAAGCCAAAAGUUGAACCAGCGACCCCAUUGGCAGUGAGGUUUGGACUUCCAGAUUCCCGUCGCCAUGGUGAAAGAAUAUGUCUUUCUCCAUGUAACACUUUGGCAGCAGUAACAGAUGAUUUUGGAAGGGUGAUUUUGCUGGAUGUUACAAGAGGACUUGCAGUGCGCAUGUGGAAAGGGUACCGUGAUGCAGAAGUUGGUUGGAUACAGACUGUAGAAGACCUUCAGGAGAGGGAAAGUGAGAAGAUGGAUUUUUCUCCUUUUGGAAACGCACAGGGGCCAAGCAGAGUAGCUCAGUUCCUUGUGAUCUAUGCUCCAAGGAGAGGCAUUCUGGAAGUGUGGAGCACGCAGCAAGGGCCUCGGGUUGGAGCCUUCAACGUGGGAAAAUAUUGCAGGCUGUUGUAUCCUGGUUAUAAAAUAAUGGGUCUAAACAACGUGACCAGUCAAGGGUGGCAGCCCCAGACUUACCAGAUAUGCCUUGUUGACCCAGUCUCUGGAAGUGUAAAAACUGUCCAUGUACCUUUCCAUUUAGCACUGAGUGACAAAAAGAGUGAGCGAGCAAAGGACAUGCAUCUAGUGAAGAAGUUAAAUGCUUUACUCAAAUCUAAAACUUCAGAUUUGAUUGAAGCUGAAGCAAAGGAAUUAAUACUUGAUAUCAAAUACCCUGCUACAAAGAAGCAGGCUCUGGAAAAUAUAUUGACAAGUGAACGUGUGCCACUUUCAUCUCUCACCAACAUCACUCAGACAUUAAUGGAUAAUUUAAAAAAACAGGAGCUUGAGUGUGUGGAUGAAGGACUCCUGCAAUUCUGUGCAAACAAGUUAAAGCUGUUACAUCUUUAUGAACUAGUUAGCAAACUAAAUUCCCAAAGCACUCAGAAAGACACUUCGCACUCAAAUAAUGACUUGGCUAAACUGCUUCGUCUGGAAGAAAAAGAUUUUCAUAGACUCGAAACUUUACUGGAGAACUACAAGAAAGAAAACACUGAAACUACUGUUCAGUUUACUGACGAGAAGGAUGAUAUAUUGUCUGUGAAAAUGUUCCUGGAAUAUUUGGAAUAUGAAAAGGAUGUGAUUAAUGUGAAAAAUUUGGAAGAUGGAGAAUAUGUGGCUUUAGGCAGAUUUUUCUUCUGGAAGUGUUUGUGUGGGGAGAGUUCCACAGAGGAAAUGUGUCGUGCAUUGGAAUCAGCAGGUUUUAGCCCUCAAAUCUUGUUGUCACUUCUUCUGAAUUUAUGGCUUUCCAAGGAAAAAGAUAUCUUAGACAAACCAGAUUCAGUCAGUUGCCUUCACACUAUGCUGUCACUUCUGAGCACAAUGAAAGUUGCAAUAGACGAGUCGUGGGACACCCAGUCGGUUUCCCCCUGGUGGCAGCAAAUGCGGACAGCUUGCCUUCAGGCUGAAAAUAAUGCGGCUGCCUUGUUAUCUGCUCACGUUGGGCAUUCCGUAACUGCACAGAUAAUUGACAGUGUGACAGAGAAAAAAUUUUCCCAACUAAUGGUAGGUUCGGACACAGAAUCCUGGGAAGCACUUUCCCUUGACACCGAAUAUUGGAAACUUCUGUUGAAGCAGUUAGAGGAUUGUCUGAUACUUCAAACGCUGCUGCAUAGCAAAGUGAGCAAAAGGACAAAAAGAGUUUCAUCUCUCCAGACGGAGCCUUUGGGCAGGCUUUCUGUAAAGAAACUGCUUGAAGCAGGAAAAGGAGGUAUUGCGGACAUUGUAGCAAAGUGGGUUUUUAAGCAAGGCUUCAAUCCUCUUGUACUGAAUUUGGCCCAAUACAAACCCAACACAGAUAAUACCGAGGAAUCUGUAGAAAUGCAUACUAAUAUCUUUCUUGAGGAACCAGAAGUAGAUGCAGACUUGGAAAAAAUCCUAGAGCUCCUGCAACUGGCCUAUCAGCAAUUUCCAUGUAGUCUCGAAGUGGAUGUCCUUCACGCACAUUGCUGUUGGGAAUAUGUGGUGCAGUGGAAUAAGGACCCAGAGGAAGCAUGUUUUCUCAUUAGAUCUAUAGAGCAUCUAAGAUGCAUCAUGAAUGCUCACAUUCAGCACGGGAUCGCUCUGAUGAUGUGGAACACGUUCAUAGUAAAAAGGCUUUCCUCUGCUACAUACCUAAUGGACAAGGUUGGAAAAGCUCCAAAGGACAGAUUAUGCAGACGGGAUGUAGGUAUGGGUGACACCGCAACGACGGCUUUUCUUGGCUGCUGUUCAGAUCUUCUGCAAACAUUGCUAGAGGCUGACGUUAGCAGUGACGAAAUGCAGGCUCCUGCCUUGGACACUGAAGAUGCUUGGGUGUCAGUAGAAGGACCCGUAUCGAUCGUAGAACUCGCCCUCGAGCAGAAACGCAUUCACUACCCACUCGUCGAACACCAGUUUGUGCUGUGCACUAUCCUGUAUGCCAUCAUGAGGUUUUCUUUGAAGAGUGUGAAGCCUCUUUCACUGUUUGAUAGCAAGGGCAAAAACGCAUUUUUCAAAGACCUUACUUCAAUUCAGCUGCUACCUAGUGGGGAUAUGGAACCAAAUGUGUUAUCCAUACGACAACAGUUCCUGAUCAAAGUUGUGAGUGCAGCAGUUCAAACACUGUGUUCAUCACAAAAGGACAAAGAUGUCUCAGAAGAGGAAUUAUUUCCUUUUGAAAAGGGGAAAAAUUGGCCAACCUUGGCCGUGGACCUGGCUCAGUAUCUUCAAAUCUCCGAGGAUGUGGUCAGGAGGCACUACGUCUGUGAACUGUAUAGUUAUGGGAUGGAUCAUCUUGGAGAAGAGGCCUUUCUUCAGGUGACUGACACAGAAGUGCUUGCGUCACAGCUGCUCGUAUUGGCUGGGCAGAGACUGGCUUUCGCUUUACUUCAUACGCAGACAAAGGAGGGCAUGGACCUCCUCGCUCGUCUUCCCACAACACUGUGUACUUGGCUCAAAGCUAUGGACCCCCAGGAACUUCAAACUGCAGAAGUGCCAAUUGCAACAACCGCUAAGCUAGUCAACAAAGUCAUAGAGCACUUACCAGAGAAUCACGGGCAGUACAGCCUCGCCUUGAACCUGAUCGAGGCCGUGGAAGCCAUCGCGUCGUGA